GGAUUGGGAGAUAUUUGGUUGGGGCCUAGGGAGGGGGGUGUCCAUGUUUAGAUCCAGCACAUGGGCAGGGUUGGGGGAGGCAGCUGGGGAAGUGGGGGGGCGGGAAUGUCUGAAGUUAAUUGUUAGGGAUGUGGGUGUGGCCGUGCGGAUGUUCACCAAGGGGUCCUGCGUUUUCUCUAUCAAACCUGCCCCCUUUUUCACCAGCCCCUCUUGGAUGUUGCUUGCUGUGGUUGAACUAGCCCUGGAGAAAAAAAAGGAGGCACCAGAAGAGUCUCUGGCCCCUCUGCGGAAAGAGAGAGAAGUAGACAAAGCCGAGGAGGAGCAGCAAAGUGAGGAGCUGCUGAAACAGACGGAAGUCGAGAGGCAGAAGAUCAUCUGGGAGUGGAAGGAGCUGCAGGAGUUUCUGGAGGAGCAGGAGCAGCGGUUGCUGUCCCAGCUGGAAGAGCUAGAGAGAGCCAUUGUCCAGAGAAGGGAUGAGGGCCUCUGCAAACUUUCUGGGGAGAUUUCAGUGCUCCGUGAGAGAAGAGGAGAGAAAGGACAGCAGCCACUGAGCCAAUAUUUGCAGGGUGCUGGAAGCACUGAGAGCAGGGAGGACGGGAAGUUUCAGAAGCCAGAGCUGGGGUUUAUGGUGCUGGAGAAGAGACUCUGCAAUUUCUCUCUGAAAAGUGCCGUCCUGCAAGAGGUGCUGCUGGGAUUCAAAGGAACAACCCCACGAAUGCCAGGGCCUGAAUUCUCACCUCUUCCGUCCUCUCCUUCCUCUAGAGACGCUGCGACUGGAGCUGGGGAGCGACACAGGCUGCAGAACAACAUCCACGUUUCACUCCAGAUGGGCCCAGCCUCCCAGGGGACGAGGAAGGGAAAUGGAUGCUGUGGAGCUGGCUCAGGGGCUGUUGACCUUUGAGGAGGUGGCUGUGUAUUUCACCAG
Molecule: messenger RNA, 925 nt
Organism: Gopherus evgoodei (Goodes thornscrub tortoise)
Lineage: Eukaryota; Metazoa; Chordata; Testudines; Testudinidae
Product: zinc finger protein RFP-like
Exons: 8
Coding region: 44-901 (285 amino acids)
Source: RefSeq, a predicted model, not a curated record